AUGUCCUCAGGGACGGGGCCGACGCUGGCUCAUCGAAGCGUGGCCAGCAUCCGCUCAGCCCCAACGAUUCAAGAGCAUUCGGGAUCAGGCCCUACGCCAAAUACGCCCCCGCGGAUUAUCGCAAACACAUACGGCUCUCCAGCUACCAUCAGAGCCGACGAUGACUUUCUAAUCCUUCAAAUUGGGUCACGGUUUAUCCGUGCUGGAUUUGCGGGGGACAACCAGCCCAAGGCGGUGCUCACAAGCGAGCCAAAAGACCAGCGACGAGCGGGAGAUUUCAGGAACUGGCAGCAGCCUGGAGCUGGCGAUGUCGAAUCCUGGGCUGAGCAGUACGAGAUAUGGCGAUAUGACUUGAGACAAGUCGACCUUGGGCUUGUUUAUGAUAAGCUGGACCGGCUGCUGAGAGAUGCCUUUGGAAGGUGUCUGCUGAUUGACUCCCGGCCAAGAAGAGCUGGCCUUGUUAUCGAUCCUGCGGUGCCAAUACCAAUUCUGUCCACUGUGCUUGAUCUCUUGUUCAAGGGGUUUCAGACACCAAUGAUCUCUCUCAUGUCCACGGCCACCAUGUCUGCGGUAGCUGCAGGCGUCCGCUCAGGGCUGAUUAUUGACAUGGGGUGGUCCGAAACGAUAGUCACUAGCGUCUACGAGUACCGAGAGGUCAAAUGCACGCGCAGUGAGAGAGCAGGGAGAUAUCUUCACAAUAAACUCUACGAGGUUCUCCGGAAACUAUUGACUGACAAAGACGAAGACGAAGGCGGUGUACGAGCCAUCAGUUUUGCGGAAUGUGAAGACAUCAUGUGCCGUCUGGCGUGGUGCCGACCGUUGGCGUUCAAGAAAGUUCAGGCUCAGAGGCAGUCGCAGCAAUUAGAUACGGUGGAGGAGCAGGAUGAGUCUGAGCCGGAGCACUCGCAAGGCGGCGUGGCGAGCAUCCCGUUAAGAUCGACCAAUCCACCAAGGACACUUGAUGUCUCUAUGGACAAAAUUGCGGACAUAUGCGACGAGACGUUCUUUGAUCUGUCAAUAGCACCAACAACAUUUGACGACCACGAACUUCCGUUGCAUUUGCUCGUAUAUCAGCAUUUAUUACAACUUCCAAUGGAUGUGAGGGCUACUUGCAUGCCUAGAAUCAUCUUCACGGGUGGCUGCUCCAAUAUCCUGGGCGUUAAAGAGCGGGUUGUAGACGAAGUCAUGAGCAUGGUCAACAAAAAAGGAUGGGCCAAUGUCUCGGGCAAGCACGUGGAAGAGACUCGAAACAGCCAGUUUGCCGACAGAAGAGCAAGCGUUGCAAAGUCAGUUAGCUCGACAGCGACGGCGUCUGAUCCCGGAGAAGAGCAAGAGUCAUCACGACCAAGUUCAAUAGCUACGGCAUCUGAUAUAUCGGAUCCCAUUGAGGCGAAGGUAGCGCGCCAUCGACCACAAAUCCAGCAACUACAGGGCGAAUUUCGUACGCUUCACUCGCUUGGGCCAUGGGCUGGGGCAAGCUUGGUCUGCCAACUCAAGAUCCCCGCCAUGGCUACGGUAGACCGCGAGCUAUGGCUGCAGCAGGGAGCUAGUGGUGCGACGCGGCCAAAUGAAAUCGAUGUCAAGGCCCAGCAACGACAAAGUAUGGGCGCGGGAGGUUUUAUUCGCGGUAGCGGAGGACAUCACACAAACUGGACGCUGGGAGCAUGGGGCAAUGUAUGA
Trichoderma gamsii is the source of this 1680-nucleotide messenger RNA. RefSeq lists its product as hypothetical. Lineage: Eukaryota; Fungi; Ascomycota; Sordariomycetes; Hypocreales; Hypocreaceae. Gene Ontology annotation, biological process: microtubule-based movement. The record is from RefSeq and is a predicted model, not a curated record. Bases 1 to 1680 code for a protein of 559 amino acids. The transcript is spliced from 2 exons.